UUUAAUCGCUCCAACAGACCCGAGGGGGUAGUGCGCAUGUGUGAUUGACAGCGAGGCUGACCAAUCACAACCUUCCCCGGAGACGCUACGUGCUCGGCGGUGAUGUAACUCCAGGAAGUAAAGAAAUACUCUGAUCUGCACUUGUAAAUGUUUCGGUUGUGGCACGGCACCAAAACGCAGGGGAAGCUGGUGUUUUUGUCCAGCAGAAACGCAUCGACAAUGUCCACAGACGGUAAAAACAGCAGCGACAUCAGGUCGAUUCACUCGGACGCUGUGGAGGAGGUUCAUCAGGUCCCGCUGCAGGUCAUCAUCAGGCCGUUUCCCCCCGAGCUGGACGAGCUGAAAGUCCAGAGUCUGAUGGACACAAUAAAGGAAUCAGCAGACAUCAGCGUCGUUCCCCCCAUUGAUGUGCUCUGGAUCAAAGGUAGAGAGGGGGGAAAUUACUACUACUCGUUCGGAGGCUGUCACAGGUUUGCUGCGUAUCAGAGGCUGAACAUGCCAACCAUUCCAGCCAAGAUCAUCAGAUCAAACAUCUCAGACCUUAGCACUUACCUGGGGGCUUCGACACCUGAUCUGCGGUGAUACUUUUUUUUUUUUUGGUGUGUUUUUAUUUACUUAUUUUAUUUCAUUUCUCUUUCAGUCUUUUGGUUUUUAGAGAUUUGGCACGGGGUGGAUCACACACAUGCAGUUGUGACAGCCGGUGACUGCAGAGCUAAGAAUUUACCAGCAGGGGGAAAUGUAACUCUUUAGUGGAGCACAUGUCAUAUGUGACUUGAAGCCACUUAAAUGUAAGGGUGUUUUGGUUAGAUAUUUUACCAAGUUGAAAUUAUUUAAAUUAUAUUUUUCUUCAUGCACAUUAUCUAUUAGUGCAAUACAAGAGCUCAAAUGUAGGCAAAAAGAAAAGAACAAGGGCAUUGCACAGUGACGAAAAGUCAGGAUUUAGUGACACUACACCACAGAUGGCUUAAGAUUUCAUCAAAGUAGGAAAAGCACAGAUUGUUUAUUAUGCACAAUGCCAGGGGGCUGCAACUGAAGCAGAUUAACAGAAUUCAGCUAUUGUUAAUUUUACCCCUUCUACAGUGGCACUUGAAAUAGACCUGUUGUAAACACAUGUGGCUCCUCUUGAAGCGGAUUCCUCCCACUGAGUACUGACAAAGAUUUAAAUACACGUUGUCUUUUUUGAAGCUAUUUUCGUCCAAAAUUAUAUCAGACGGUCCCUCUAGUGAGUCUCUUUUUUUGGAUUGAGUUUUAAUUUUGGCAAUCAAAGACACGGGCCUGCUUCGUGUUGCAGUAGCUGAGUAGUAGAAGGAACUGAAGGUGUUUUAUGGGCAACAUUUUUAUUUUUUUUUAUUAUUAUUAUCGCAGAAAAAAAACUUCAGAUAUUUAUCAGACCUUGCUCAAAUAUCAGUGUCACACAAUCCCAGCAUCUUUCAGUGAUAUCCACCCACUCUGUUCAUGCACAGUCAACUUUGAUUGGGAUGUUUCUGACAGCACAAGGCAGCGAGCUAAUAGACAGGAGCCUAUACACCAGAUGGUUUGUCGAAGGAGUCAGGUGUUAUGAAAACAUCAUCCUGACAAAAUGCAAGAUGUUGUGGAGUCUUGCUGAGUCUGCCUGUCGCCACUCUUUAUUUCUCCUCAUCCCUCCUGUAACCUUCCCCAUUUUGACAAAGAAGGACUGCGAUGCACCUUCAUCGUACUGGUCAGCUCAUAAUAUGAAAACCACAGUGACAUCAGAUAUAAUCCAAAUAACCUGAUUACUCCUCAGACCAUGGUCCACGCUGCAUUUAAGAGUUAUAGUAAAUAACACAAAUAAUCUUCAGUUGACAUAAUGGCCUGCUUGUUGUUAUUGUUGCUGACCUUGAGUCUGGCCCGGCUUACUAAAUCAUAUCAGACAGCAGAUCCCUUGCGUCUGUCUUGGAGGAAGGAACUGUAGUUUUGCAGAAUAAUAUAGGCGACCUGUACAUUGAGACAAGGCCUUUCCGACAUCAGCACUUUCACAAUGCAAGCUCGGAGCUGCUUGACGUUGUCCCUUUGUGGCCAUCGAGGAAAUGAAGGGAGACCCGGGGCAGGUUUUACCGUCCGGCCCCUGAACGACUCUAAAUUUCUCCCCUGAAUUGUCGCGUGUGAGAAGAUUUCCUGUAGCUCGCUCACUGUCUGGAAGUAACCAUAUCCUCAAAGGGGUUUUGACACGCAAUACCGACAUGAAAAAAUACAUUGCACCUGUUGCUGCAGGGAGCGGUUUCCAUGGGUGGUUCUGCGCGCUUUAUCUUUGAGGAUUUAAAGAGAUCAAGGGGGAUUUGAGGGCUACGACAAGGAACUGUUCCAGGCCACUUUUUUUCACGAAUGAAUUGGUUUUCUUAUUUACAUACGUAUUUGUGAAUAGUGGCGGAUGAUGUUAAUUGCCAAUUCUUCACGCGUGGGUUUGAGGAGGGCCUUGUUUGUGUGGCCUACUUGGGUUUCAACCAAUUUCCUGUUUCCUGACUUGAUCAUCUGUCAUUGUUCAGAGUGAUGUAUGUACACAAUGAGAGAUUUGCUAAUACUGUUUGUGCCUGAAGAAACUUUUACUGUUGGAAAUGUUGCACAGUAAUAAACAAAAAUUAUGGGAGUACAGCAGCCUGCAGACUCUCUCUCACAAACGAAUUGGUCAGUGAUGACUUCUAGAAAAUAACCUGUGAUUUAAAGCUUUUAUGAGAUUUUGUGGUGUUUUUUGUUUGUUUCUUUCUUUGUUUUUUGUGUCUUUUGUAUAGGUUCUCGCUUGCAUCAUCAGCACAAAAAUGAUGCUACCAAAAUAAAUAUCAGUCGAAAACCAAA
Molecule: messenger RNA, 2811 nt
Organism: Mugil cephalus (flathead mullet)
Lineage: Eukaryota; Metazoa; Chordata; Actinopteri; Mugiliformes; Mugilidae
Gene: srxn1
Product: sulfiredoxin 1 homolog (S. cerevisiae)
Exons: 2
Coding region: 148-582 (144 amino acids)
Biological process (GO): cellular response to oxidative stress
Cellular component (GO): cytoplasm
Molecular function (GO): sulfiredoxin activity
Source: RefSeq, a predicted model, not a curated record